UGCGGUAGAGCAGCGCACAGCUUUGACGGCAGAGCGGCACGGGCUCUCCCCCGCCAUUUCCUCGUGCCGAGCCCUGGAAUGUCGAGUAGCGGCUCGGGCUCUUCCUCGCGGAAGGAGUUCGAUGUGAAGCAGAUCCUCAGGAUCCGAUGGAGGUGGUUCGGUCACCCCGCGGUGCCUCCGCCUCACUCCCCGCCGCUGGGAGACUACUUCGCCGGGCGAAGAGCGGGCGGCAGCUGCGGAGACGGAGCGUCGGUCAGCGGCUGUAACAGCGCCAAUUCAGCCAGCGCGAACCCGAGCGCUGGGGGUCACGGCGGGCUGGUGGCCAGCGGCAGCGCGGGGUCGAACCUGUGUAGCGGCAGCAGCAGAAAGUUUGCAGAUCCGGAGGGGAGUCGGGGCGGACCGGGAGGAGCGGCGGGAGCGACGGGGAGCUCCUGCACCCGCUCCUUCAGCCAGCCGGAGUGCAGGAGCCCCGCCGCCGCGCUGUCCUGGGUAUCCCCGCCGCCUCACCGUCGUUCCCGACCCGCGUCCAGCGUGGAGCCCCCGGGCGAGGCUCCGGUGCCUCAGCCGGCACCGGAGCCGUCCCCUCACGUCGGGGUCGAGGAGGAGGAGGAGGAGGCGGCGGCGGCGGUACCGUCAGCGUCGGGGACGAGCGAGGACAACCACCAGGAGACAGACUCCAGCUCGUGCAGGACGUCCAACAGCAGCGCCACACUGUCCUCGUGCGUGUCCAUGGAGCCAUGCGCGUGUCCAGAGGAGUGCACGUUCACCGCUCUGUCCCACGCCGACCUCACCUUCCACAAGAUGGAGGGCUACCUGAGGUCCAGACAGCUGUGUGACGUCGUACUGGUGGCUGGAGACCGGCGGAUACCUGCACACAGACUGGUGCUCUCAUCCGUGUCGGACUACUUCGCGGCCAUGUUCACCAGCGAUGUGCGGGAGGCCAAGCAGGACGAGGUGAAGAUGGAAGGAGUGGACCCCGAUGCAUUGUGGGUCCUGGUGCAGUAUGCAUACACAGGCCGGCUCGAUUUGAGAGAGGACACCAUUGAGUCUCUGCUGUCCGCCUCCUGCCUGCUGCAGCUGUCUUCAGUGGUUCAGGCUUGCUGUUCGUUCCUCAUGAAGCAGCUCCACCCCUCCAACUGUCUGGGCAUCCGCUCCUACGCCGACGCUCAGGGCUGCAAUGACCUGCAGCGGGCCGCUCACGCCUACACCAUGGAACACUUUCUAGAGGUGGUAGGAGGCCAGGAGUUCCUGUUGCUCCCAGUGGAGGAGAUGGAGAGGCUGAUCACGUCGGAUGACGUCAACGUUCCCGACGAGGAGACCGUGGUAACCUCUUUGCUAACGUGGGUCCGUCAUGAUGCCGCCACGCGUCAGCCUCACCUGCCCUCGCUGCUUGCUCACAUCCGACUGCCACUGCUGCAGCCACAGUUCCUGGCAGACCUGGAGUCCAACCCUCUGCUGCGGGACAGUAUGGAGUGCCAGCGGCUGCUUAUGGAGGGGAUGAAGUACCACCUCUUGCCCCAGCGCCAGCCGCUGCUUCAGAGUCCCCGCACCCGGCCUCGCAAGGCCACCGUCGGGGCCAUGUUCGCCGUAGGGGGCAUGGACGCUACAAAAGGUGCUACCAGCAUCGAGCAGUACUGCCUGCGUCGGGACACGUGGAGGCAGGUAGCCACCAUGAGUGGACGGAGGCUACAGUUUGGUGUAGCUGUCCUCGACGGCCGUCUCUACGUGGUGGGCGGCCGAGACGGGCUCAAGACCCUCAACACUGUGGAGUGUUACAACCCGCACAGCAAGGCCUGGAGCGUCAUGCCUCCAAUGUCCACACACAGGCACGGCUUAGGCGUAGCCGUCCUAGAGGGACCCAUGUACGCCGUAGGAGGACAUGAUGGCUGGAGCUACCUCAGCACAGUGGAAAGGUGGGACCCCCAAGCUCGCCAGUGGAGCUUCGUCGCAAGUAUGGCAACUCCCAGAAGCACAGUGGGAGUAGCUGUACUCAAUGGAAAGCUGUAUGCAGUAGGAGGUCGUGACGGCUCCUCCUGCCUGCGUUCAGUGGAGCGUUUCGACCCCCACACCAACAGGUGGAGCGGUUGUGCUCCCAUGGCUAAAAGGCGUGGAGGUGUGGGCGUGGCCACAUGGCAUGGCUUCCUGUACGCCAUCGGAGGUCAUGAUGCUCCGGCCUCAUCCCUUGCAUCUCGGCUAAGUGACUGUGUGGAGAGGUAUGACCCUCAGACAGAUGUGUGGACGGCAGUUGCCCCCAUGAGCAUCAGCAGAGAUGCCGUUGGUGUUUGUCUCCUUGGCGACCGUCUCUACGCCGUAGGCGGUUAUGACGGGCAGGUGUAUCUCAAUACGGUAGAAGCCUACGACCCACAGACAAACGAGUGGACACAGGUGGCCCCUCUGUGUCUGGGCAGGGCUGGAGCAUGUGUGGUGGCCGUCAGACUGUGAAAACACAAACUCCAACCCACCCUACGGCGGACCGUUAGCGACGUGGCUCCGAUCGUCCGUGUUACCUCUGAUGUGGUCGCUGAAGACCCACCGAGAAACCCAUCUGCCCGCCAGCAUGCGGCCAACGCCGGGAAGUGAGAGACAUUGAACGCACUUCAGGUUUAACGCUUCCGCAAAGUCAGACUCAACUCUCUCCUUAACGGCUGUCGUUUAUUUUGAUGUUUACUGUUAGGAUAGGGUUAAAAUUGUGUGUCAGGUUUCUGAUGAAGUCUUCGUAUUUGAACAUCCUGAUAACCUCUGCCACAGAAGUGAACCGCCACCGCCACCCAUGAUGAGGAAGAAUCUGCAGUGUUUAUUCGAGCAUGACGGAACACCUGUCUCGCAGUUUCUUUUCUUUUUAUCUUGCCUAUUAUUUUGUUCCUGUAGACAAGAUGGGACACACACACACACACACACACACACACACACACACACA
This is a messenger RNA of Anoplopoma fimbria (sablefish), 2917 nucleotides long. RefSeq names its product kelch-like family member 5 (gene klhl5). The transcript is spliced from 13 exons. Gene Ontology annotation, molecular function: protein binding. The record is from RefSeq and is a predicted model, not a curated record. Lineage: Eukaryota; Metazoa; Chordata; Actinopteri; Perciformes; Anoplopomatidae. Bases 79 to 2442 code for a protein of 787 amino acids.